CACAUCCGCCGCCCAUCGCGUCUCUGCCUUGGCCUGCGCCGCUGCUCCCAGACGUGCCCCCAGCCGUCCAAGGCUUUCCGCCGCCGCCAUGCUCGGGCAUCUCCGGCGAUCCCUCCGCGCUUUUCACCGCCUACCCGCCACCGGCCACGCAGCCUGCGAUCCCGUCCCUCUCCACCGGUUCUGGAGUUCGCAUAUAGUGACUGUAUCUGGUUGGCGUAACAAGCAUGCUACUAGAGAUUUCUCUACUUCCGAAAAAGUUACCAGAGGUCGAGUAUAUCAGCAAGAGGAGUUAGAAUCAACUACACCUGCGAAGGAUACUGAUAUAAUAAUUGAUCGCAUAAAAAAGAGCACAAGGGAAUUGGAACAAGGGCCCAUUGGAAAAAAUUUGUCUUCAGCGGAGAAAAGAGAAUUUGUUGUCAAUACUCUCCUUGGUCUUGAAGAUUCAAGAGAAGUUGUUUACGGCACCCUUGAUGCUUGGGUUGCCUUUGAGCAGGAUUUUCCUCUUGCUUCACUAAGGCGAGCACUUUCAGCUCUUGAAAAGGAGGAACAGUGGCAUAGAAUUGUCCAGGUGAUAAAAUGGAUGCUAAGCAAAGGGCAAGGCAACACAAUGGGAACAUAUGAGCAAUUAGUGCGUGCACUUGAGAAGGAUAAUAGAGCUGAGGAAGCACAUGAAAUCUGGCAGAAGAAAAUAGCCCAUGACCUGCAUUCAGUUCCUUGGCGUUUCUGUCAUCUUAUGCUGGCAAUCUAUUACAGAAAUAAUAGGCUAGAAAGGCUCGUGAAGCUCUUCAAAGAACUAGAAGCAUGUGGUCGUAAACCUCCAAGCAAAGAUAUUAUACGGAAAGUUGAAGAUGCAUAUGAAAUGCUUGGACUACUAGAAGAAAAGAAUGUGUUGCUUGAAAAAUACAAGGAUUUAUACAACAAGCCAUAUCGGGGUGAUCGAAAGAAAGGCUCCAAAUCCAAAAGGACUGAGCGCGGAUGGGAGCGAGAUGGAAACAUCUGAAAAUCUUCAAGUUCACAGUGGCCCUUUAGAUGAGAAAUCCGCUGCCACCAUUAAGUCAUGACAUGAGGUGAUGUGAGUGUCUUGGUCGCUUUGGUCGCCGGCGAACGGUAAUACCAAAAAUUCUUGCACGAACAUGAUGGUCGAUUUCCUGAUGGUUGUGUGUAUCAACCCCAAGCCAGUGUCUGGUCUCGGAUGUUCUCGGAUGUUCUGCUUUGCAGUAGCUUAAACUGUGUCCUUUCCCUGUUUUUUUUUCUUACUGAGAUUGUUAUUGGAAGUUGGUUCAGUUCCUUUUUGUAUUUGGUUGCAUUGUUGCAACAGGUACCUCCUCCUAUGAUGCUGUACAGUUUUGGGUGUUCGGAGGCAACAGUACAAGUAUCACGACGAAGUCGAUGCUGGUUUUUUUUUUUACUUUAUUGCAUUGCUCCAUUGAAGCUUUAACCAGUCGAGUGGAGUGAGCAUUGAUUGAUUGUGACCUGAUGGAAGUGGUAUGGUUAAUUCUGGCACCAACCUCCAACCAUCAUGGGUCUGUUUGGUUCAUGGGCUUAUGCUAGCCUGGUUAGAAUAUGAAGCCAGACCAACUCAAACCUCUCUACUAAUGCAUGGUUCAUGUUUGGCUCCUUGUAUAAGUGAAGCAUGGUUUACUUUUGGUGUGUUUGGUUUGCUUGCAUAACUAGUGUCCCGUCACCUCCUCCAAUCGGUUCAGGGCGUCUCACCACCUCUCCUGCUCUCAUCUUCCUCCCUCCGCCGCCUUGUGUCCUCUCCAGUCCCUUCUUCCCGCUCGCCGGACACCCGCCGCCCUCGGGGUCCCCGUCGCCGGCGCCCUCCUUCCUCCGCGCAGCCGAGCCCCUGCCGCCCCGUCCGCUGCCCGCGCGAGCGGGAGCCGUCGCCGGCACGCUCCGCCGCCGAGGGUGAGCUCUGCACCGGCCGUGGGCCGGCGAGCUGCGCCGGCCACUUUUGGGCGCAUGAUCUUGAUUGAUAUCAAGACACGAGUGCAAGAAAGAAGCCAGGAUCCCAGGCCCAUCUUUAUUUUACUCUAGUACUAGUAUAUAUGCGUUAGUGCGAUCUUGCGCUGUGCUGUGCGACUGUGGGCGAUACGUACUAGCUUUCGUUCUUUCUUUAUUA
This is a messenger RNA of Panicum hallii, 2122 nucleotides long. RefSeq names its product pentatricopeptide repeat-containing protein At4g18975, chloroplastic-like. Gene Ontology annotation, molecular function: protein binding. Bases 89 to 1000 code for a protein of 303 amino acids. The record is from RefSeq and is a predicted model, not a curated record. The transcript has 9 exons. NCBI's taxonomy places the organism in Eukaryota, Viridiplantae, Streptophyta, Magnoliopsida, Poales, Poaceae.